This is a messenger RNA of Oryza brachyantha (malo sina), 1457 nucleotides long. RefSeq names its product putrescine hydroxycinnamoyltransferase 1-like. The transcript is spliced from 2 exons. Bases 1 to 1314 code for a protein of 437 amino acids. The record is from RefSeq and is a predicted model, not a curated record. Gene Ontology annotation, molecular function: acyltransferase activity, transferring groups other than amino-acyl groups. Lineage: Eukaryota; Viridiplantae; Streptophyta; Magnoliopsida; Poales; Poaceae.
AUGGGUGAGGUAGAAGAGGUGGAGUCGUGUUACGUAGCGCCCAGCGAGGAGACGCCGAGGCAACCUCUCUGGCUCUCGCCUCUCGACGUCCUCCUAGCCAACCGAGGCCACACCCCCACCGUGUACCUGUACCAACGCGACGCCGCCGCUGCCGUCGCCGGCGGCGGCUUCUUCGAGGUGGGCAGGCUCAAGAAGGCCAUGGCGAAGGCCCUGGUUGCCUUCUACCCGCUGGCUGGCCGUCUCCGCCGCUGCGCGGGUGGCGGCCGGCCUGAGAUCGACUGCAACGCCGAGGGCGCGCUCUUCGUCGUGGCUCGGUCGUCGGAGCUCACCGUUGAUGCCUUCAGCGACCUUAAGCCUUCGCCGGAGUUGAGGAGGCUAUUCGUCCCCCGGAUUGAGCCAGCAUCCAUUGUGCUUGGAGUACAGGUGACCUUCUUGAGUUGUGGUGGUGUGGCGCUAGGGACGGUGCUGCACCAUUCCGCCAUUGACGCCCUGAGUGCAUUCCAUUUCUUCCUGACGUGGUCUUCUUACUGCCGCUACGGCGAUGCUGCCGCGGUGGAUCUGCCCUGCCACGAACGCACCCUCCUCCGCGCACGCUCGCCGCCGGUCGUCCACCCGGACGCGCACGCCAUGUUCAGCCUAAAGCUGAACCUACGUGAUGAGCCGACGAGGCCUGUAUCCACCAAGAUAUUCGACAUCUCCGAGGGCCAGCUCGCGGCCCUUAGGCAAACCUGCGGCGGCACGAGCACAUUUUGCGCCGUGAGCGCCCUCGUGUGGCAGUGCGCGUGCGUCGCCAGGCGGCUUCCUCUAUCCGCCGAGACGCGGCUGACCUUCCCGGUGAACAUCCGCCGCCGCGUGAGGCCGCCUCUCCCGGACCGCUACUUCGGCAACGCGCUUGUCGUCGUGAGCGCGGCCUCCACGGUGGAGGACGUCGUCUCGGGGACGCUGGCGGCAACCGCCGCCCUGGUGAGGGCCACGCUGCGCCGCGCGGACGACGAGAUGCUGCGGUCGGCGAUCGACCACGGCGAGAUGAUGGUGGGGGGGAGGUCGACGUGGAACCCGCCUGCCGCCAGGGGCAACCUGCCGGACACAGAGCUGCGGGUGACCAGCUGGCUGGGCAUGCCGGUUUAUGACGCGGAUUUCGGGUGGGGGAAGCCACUGGUGAUGUCCCGCGCGGAGUCGGUGCGCGGCGGGUUCGUGUAUGUCAUGGAUGGCGCAGGCGGCGACGCUAGCGGUGGCGGCGUGCGCGUGCUCAUGUGCAUGGAGGCGGUGAAGAUGGAGGAGUUCAAACGGCUGAUUUAUGCUAGGUUUGGCUAGUGAUGAAACUAAUACGUACCACAACGAUUGAAUGUCAGUGCAAGUGAUCUACACCAGCCGCCCCGGCACUGCCUGUCUGAUCCCAUCAAUAUUCUAAUAUAUGGUGCAUUAUUUUGACUAGUUACAAAAUGAUUUUGUGCAGG